UUCCAAUUUGACAGUUCGGACGAGUUGCAUGCAGAAAUGAAUAAACCUACAAAGCAUGGAAAAACCUCCACAACUUGUCGCCCAUAUGUACGGGCAGUUAUUCUCGACACGCCUGGCUUCACCUCCUCUAUGACUUUGUCAUCCUGUUUCCAGUCUUCUUGAUUUGAACCAAAGACUUUUUGGUUUGAAAGAUAGAGUGCUAAAAAGAGAAUUCACAGAAAAAUAUCUUGCCAACCCUGAAAGUAACCAUUCAUAUUUAUCUGCAGCACUUUAAUUUGAUGAGGAUUCAUUAUAUAAGCUUACAUUAUCU
Acanthoscelides obtectus is the source of this 310-nucleotide messenger RNA. Lineage: Eukaryota; Metazoa; Arthropoda; Insecta; Coleoptera; Chrysomelidae. The record is from the annotation of a GenBank genome assembly.